GUCCCCCCCCCGGUGCGUGUGUCACCCGCGCGCGGCGGCGCUGAGGCCGCGAGAGCGCUCCUGGGCACCGGCGGCGCGGGAGCGGCCCCGACACGUGCGGACCCGCCGGGCAAGACAACCGGGAUCGGAGCCGCGGAGGGCCCCGGAUACUUCGCCCAGAGGCGGCCCGGCCUGGCCUGACCCAGCCGCCCUGCCGGGAGCGGCUGAGGGAAGAAGUGGAGGAGGCCCGCGCCCCGUGCCCGUGUCCCUGCGCGACGGCGCCCGCGGCCCAGAAUGAAGUGAGGAGGAGCCGCCGCCGCCAGGAGACACUUCCGUUUUGCGGGAGAGGCCGCGCCGGCCUGUGGGACGCUGCCGGUGCCGCUCCGCCGCCGCCGCAUCGCGCAGCGCGCCCAGCCCCUUCCUCGGCCCGACCCCGUAUGUAUUGGUGCGGCCCCAUGUGAGGCGGGCGGUGCGGGAGCGAGCGAGGCCCCGGCGCGGCCCGCGAGCGUCCGUCCCGGUACGUGUGCGCGGCGCCGCCGGGUCCCCAUGGCGCCCUGAGAGCGACGGUGGCGGCGGGUUCCCUGGGCCGCGCCCUCGGCCGUGAGCGAGCUCGAUGCCGAGCACCUCGGACGCGGCGGCCGGCGGGAGCGGGGGCAGCCGGGGCUGGGGCAGCGGCGGUGGCGGCAGCACGGCGGUGGAGGCGGCGGCCGACAAGAAGCGGCUGCACCACCGGAGACGGAAGCGCUUCGCGGCCCAGCCGCAGCCGCCGCCGCCGGCCCCGCACCCGCUGCUGUUCCCGUUGCUGCAGCCGCCGCUUCUGCAGCCCCCGCUGCUGCAGCCGCCGCUGCCGCCGCAGUCCCUGCUCUUCCUGGCGGCCACCGGCGCCUCCUCCUGUUGCGGGGACGGCGGGGAGCGGAAGCGGCCGCGAGGCAAGCGGCGCUCGGGCUCCCGGCACAAGCGGCGGCGGGGCCGCGGCGGCGGCGGCGGGGGCACCCAGGAGGCGGAGAAGCGGCGCGGUAGCGGCGGGUUGAGCACGCUGGUGGAGGAGUACGACGACGUGAGCUCCCAGUCCGAGGGACUGUUGGGCGGCGGCGCGGCCGGCGGGGGCAGCGGCGGGGGCAGCCCGGGCUCCUCCUCGGGCGGUGGGACCCAGCGGCAGCGGGGCGAGGCGGAGCGAAGCGGCCGGUCCCGCCGGGAGCACCGCGGCAGCAGCGGGCGCUCCAAGGAGCGGCACCGAGAGCAUCGCCGGCGGGGAGAGGAAAAGACGCAGCAGGAGGGGACGGCGGCGCCGGGCCGCGGGGCGUCCGAGCCCUCCUCGUCCUCCAAAUCCCGCAGCCGCCACAACCACACCGGGAGCCAAGACCGGGAGGGACUCAAGAGCAGCAGCGGCGGUGGCAGCGACAGCCGCAGAAAGGGCUCCCUCCCCUCGCCCAGCAGCAGCGGCAGCAGGAAAGACCGGGAGAGCAAAUCGCACCGGAGCCGGACUAAAGCGGCUAAAGAGCCUCCGUCGGCGUACAAGGACCCUCCGAAAGCUUACCGGGACGACAAGCUCGAGCCCAAGGCGUACCGGCGGCAGCGCUCGUCGCCCAGCCCCGGCCGGGAUGACAGCCCUCCUCUGCACCGCUCCUCGCAGAGCCAGCGCAGCCGCAAGUCCCUCAGCCCUGUGGGCGCCCGCUCGCCGCUCAGCCCCUACAGCCGACGGCGAUCCCCCAGCUACAGCCGGCACAGCUCGUACGAGCGCGGCGGGGAUGUGUCGCCCAGCCCCUACAGCAGCUGGCGCCGGUCGCGAAGCCCCUACAGCCCCGUUAUCCGGAGAUCAGCAAAAUCUCGAAGCAGAAGCCCAUAUUCAUCAAGGCACUCCAGGUCUCGUAGCAGACACAGAUUGUCCAGAUCCAGAAGUCGUCAUUCGAGUAUUUCUCCUAGUACAUUGACUCUGAAGAGUAGCCUGGCUGCUGAGCUGAACAAAAACAAAAAAGCAAGAGCUGCUGAGGCAGCCAAAGCUAGUGCAAAAGCUUCCAAUACUUCAACACCUACUAAGGGAAACACUGAUGCUGCUGCAAGUGCACCUCAAGUGAACAAUGUUAAAGACCUGAAGAAAAUCAAAACCGAGCAUACGCCUUCUCCUACCAGUAGCGCAAAUGUGAAAAACGACAAGGCAAAAGCAAAGGUCUCACUUCCUGAAACAAAAGCAGAAAAUAAUUUAAUUGCAGACAAAGUUACCAAGCAGAAGCCUGCAGCAGUAAAAGAGAAUAAAUUGACUGUUGUGAAGCAGCAAGCGGUCCCCGUAAAAGAGAAAAGCAAACCAAGUACACCAAGUGUAGUAGCCAAGGAGAAGGAUCGAAUUGUUGCACUACCGACCUCCACACUACCACCCUUGCCUUUGCCUCCCACGCUGCCUGAAGAUAAAGAAACUGAUAGUUUGAGAGAAAAUCUUUCAGUGAAGUCAGUGAAAGAAACAGAGAAGAAACUUCGCCAUCUGCUUGCAGACUUGCCACUUCCACCUGAGCUGCCUGGAGGAGCUGAGGUACCCAAAAGUCCUGAAGAAAAGAAACCAGCAGUUCAGUUACAUAGCAAGAGAAGACCAAAAAUAUGUGGACCACGGCAUGGUGAAACGAAAGAAAAAGAAAUAGACUGGGGAAAGCGCUGUGUGGAUAAAUUUGAUAUCAUCGGUAUUAUUGGUGAAGGCACUUAUGGGCAAGUUUACAAAGCCAAAGAUAAAGAUACAGGGGAAAUGGUAGCACUGAAGAAAGUACGACUGGAUAAUGAAAAGGAAGGGUUUCCAAUUACAGCUAUUCGAGAGAUUAAGAUUCUUCGACAGCUUAAUCAUCAAAGCAUUAUCAACAUGAAGGAAAUAGUGACAGAUAAAGAAGAUGCUUUAGACUUCAAGAAGGACAAAGGUGCAUUUUACCUGGUAUUUGAAUAUAUGGACCAUGACUUGAUGGGACUGCUGGAAUCUGGUUUGGUUCAUUUUAAUGAAAAUCAUAUUAAAUCUUUUAUGAGACAGCUGAUGGAGGGCUUGGCCUAUUGCCACAAGAAGAACUUUUUGCACAGAGAUAUCAAAUGUUCAAAUAUUCUACUAAAUAAUAGAGGGCAGAUAAAGCUCGCUGAUUUUGGGCUUGCUCGGCUGUACAACUCAGAAGAAAGCCGACCAUAUACCAACAAAGUUAUUACAUUAUGGUAUCGGCCUCCUGAACUUCUCCUUGGGGAAGAAAGAUACACACCAGCUAUUGAUGUCUGGAGCUGUGGCUGUAUCCUGGGUGAACUUUUUACAAAAAAGCCAAUAUUUCAAGCAAAUCAAGAACUUGCUCAACUGGAACUCAUAAGCCGAAUUUGCGGAAGUCCUUGUCCAGCAGUGUGGCCUGAUGUUAUAAAAUUAGCUUACUUCAACACAAUGAAACCAAAGAAGCAGUAUCGUCGAAAACUGAGGGAAGAGUUUGCUUUCAUCCCACCAGCUGCAUUAGAUUUAUUCGAUUAUAUGCUUGCCCUGGAUCCCAGCAAGCGCUGCACAGCUGAACAAGCUCUUCAGUGUGAGUUUCUACGGGACGUGGAACCAUCUAAAAUGCCUCCUCCAGACCUUCCUUUGUGGCAGGAUUGCCAUGAGCUGUGGAGUAAGAAACGCAGAAGACAGAAGCAGAUGGGCAUGACUGAUGACUCUACAGCAGCUAAAGUCCCUAGGAAGGAUCUGUCUCUAGGCAUGGAUGAGAGCAGAACCAACACCCCACAAGGCAUGCAAACUUCUUCCCAACUCAAAACUCAGGGCAACUCUAGUGUAGCACUUGCAAAAACAAGCACUGGACAGCAGUUAAACCAGAAUGAAGUGGCAAUCCUGCUAAACCUGCUACAGUCUAAAACAAGUGUUAGUUUGGCACAGUUUGCUCAAGUAUUGAAUAUUAAGGUAAACCCGGAGACUCAACAGCAACUAAAUAAAAUAAAUCUUCCUGCUGGAAUUUUGUCAGCAGGUGAAAAACAGUCAGAACAGCAGCAGCAGCAGCCGCCGCCACCUCCGCCACCACCUCCAGAGCAGGAGCCUCUAAAACAGCCGAUGGUCACACAGCCCCCCGUGCCACCUGCUCAGCUGGGUCAGCCCAAAGCGGAGACUGAUGCUGCCCAGGCAGCUGUGCAGAGUGCAUUUGCUGUUCUGUUGUCUCAGUUAAUAAAGGCUCAGCAAACAAAACAAAAAGAUUUUGUGUUGGAGGAGAAGGAAAAUGGAUCAGGAAAUGAAAUGUCAUUACAACUCAGACAGCCUCCAGAGCCCGCCACUCCUGUGUCUGUCAGCCGGGACGACGUGGAAUCUCCGGCACCUGGCUACCCACAUCUGAUCAAGUCAUUAUAUGUGUCUGCAGGUCAAGAGGAUUUGGUUAGGCAGUCUGAGAUGAGGCUUCUGAACCGAACACCUGAGCAGGAGCGCCCUCGGAUCCUGCCUCCAGACCAGCGUCCUCCCGAGCCACCGGAGCCUCCGCCGCUCACCGAUGAAGACCUUGAUUAUCGGACAGAGAAUCAGCAGUUGCCUAUAAGUAACUCUUCAGGAACAGAUCCUCAUGCGGGAGUGAAAGCAGCUCUUCUGCAGCUGCUGGCUCAGCAUCAAGCUCAGGCCACAACGGAGGAGCCAGUACAAGCGAGCGUGGAUUAUCAGGCUAGAGACUCCUAUGUAACAGGCCCAGACUACAAGGAUAACUUUGGAUCGUCGUCCUUCUCAUCUGCCUGUUACAGCACUAGUGAUGGAAUAGGAAGCGGACCAUCAGGAGUAUUAGAAAGGAGGAGUUUCCUUGGAAACUCAGAUAUUCAGUCUUUGGAUAACUACAGUACUGCUUCAUCUCACUCUGGUGCUGCCCCUCCUCCAUCAGCCUUUCCAGAAUCCUUUCCCAGCUCAGUAACUGGUUACAGAGACAUUUACCUCAAUGCUGGCCCCAUGCUGUUCAGUGGAGAUAAAGACCAUAGGUUUGAAUACAGCCACGGCCCAAUCCCGGUUUUGGGGAGCAGCAGUGAUGCUUCCACAGGGCCAGAGAGUGCACACUCUUUGUCCACAAAGAUGCACAACUAUAGCUAUGGCAGUAAUUUACAGGAAAAUCCCACUGGCAUCAGCCACAUGCAUGGACAGACUUGGACUUCUCCUGCCCAAGGACCUGGCUAUUCCCAAGGAUUCAGGGGACACAUUAGCACAUCUGCAGUGAGAGGGCGAGGCAGAGGAUUACCAUUUUGAGUAUCUGUUUUUCCUCAGGCACAUCAUUUUUAUCUGGAAAAACUUCUUUUUCUCCCCUAGCUGCAAUUUAAAGCAGCAAUUCAACAGACUUGAAUAAUGUUAAUUCAACAGCUUUAUUUUUAUGUGGAAAAGGGUCUUGCAUACAGUAGAAAAAAAUUAAAAAAUGCUUACAACUCAUGCUGUCUAAAAACUAGAUGACUUGAUUGUACAUGUUCACAAACUCUAGUUCUGACUUUAUUUUGUAUUUUGGCAGUUUUAAGUGGAUGCUAAAUUUAGGGACAUCAGCUUUUUAUGGCACUCUUUCAGAUCUUCUGAACUAUGCACAUUUGUGCUUUUUUUGUAAGUUUGGACCAACUUUUAUGUAAAAAGAAUGAAAUUUUACAACAAUCAAAGCAGGGCACUGAUUUAUUUGGUAUUUUUCUUUUUACAGAACUACUUUUAGUCAAAGGUCACUGUCAGUCUUUGCACUGCUUUCAGUGUUAUUGUGGAAGGUGUACUUCGUGCUCAUUUCAGAUAAUAAAACACAACCUUUCUCUUGAUGCAAAAUUUUAUAAAUAUUUGGUCAACUUUUUUUUUUUUUGUCCAAGUGAAAAGAAAAGGGUGUUCUGGUAAAAUGUUCUCUCCAUCUCCCACGCUUGUUUAUAUAAAAACUGUUUUACUUGAAUGGUAAGUGCCUUAACAUGUAAGCUUAAGGUCUGCAAAAAUUUGGAAGUACUUCAUAGGUUGCUAUGAACAUAAUGCCUAAACCUAGGUAAUUAAAAAGAGAAUUCAGAUAAUAAGAAGAAACUCAAGCAGGUCAUAAUCUUGUGGUGUUUACUUUACAUGGGCCAGUUACUUAGAGACCUGAUUUUACCUAGAUAAAACUGUAAUUUCCAAAUUGAACUUCAUGAGAAACAUUGAAAGUGAGGAGAAGAAUGAAGAGUGUAGUUUUUCCUCAGCUCCCUGUUGGAGUUGUAUUAAGUGUUUUAGUUCCUCUGCCAAAUGAACUAUACUUUAUAUGUCCUUACCACGUGAUGAAAUAGUUUUUUUUUUCUCUUAAAUGUCAACAGCAGUAAUUUCUUUACUUUGUGUGAAAAGCUGACACUGUUUGUCUUUUUACCCCAAGUACUGCAUUGUAGGAAGUAACCAAAGGAAAAAUGACCAGUAUUUAAAGCAAUGGCAAAAUGUCUGACACUAGUUGUAAUUCGCUGUAAACUUGUGAUUGUGCCAAUUAAUUGAUUUUAUAUCUGCUAUCCACAGAACAUUUUAAUAUUGGAAUUGAGUGUCUCGGAACAACUAGGAUUAUUAUAGUUAAAACUCUUACCAAGAGCCACUCCUCAUACUAAUUGCAACUUCCAGCAUGUUUUUUUUUUGUUGUUUCCUCUGACAACAAGUAGUCUCUCCUGCAGAGAGGAGGUAUGGUUAUGUUUUGCCUGUACGUAAAAGGAUGUCUUGAAGCCCAUAUUGGAAACAAUUUUCCAACUGAUUAUCCAGUUGACAAAUCGGUACUUUAUGUAACUGAGUGUUUAAAAACUACUUUUUAAAAAGUAAAAUUUCUACUUACACUAUUACAAAUGUCUUGUCAAUGACUUUUUGGAUUUUCAGGAUCGAAGCCAAAGCUGUUGGUGUUUAGUUUCAGUUGAAAAUCCUGACUAAUGAGUCAGGCUAGUUGGCUAGUUCCCACACUGUAGAGCAUGGAGAAACUCCCUUCACUAAGUCUGUAUAGUGUUGGAGAAUCUGGCAGAUGAGGAAUGGAGAGAGUCCUGCUGCUUACACUGUCCCCUAGUCUGGCAGUUCCUUCACUAGACACGGUAGAAAAUCCUGCCAUCUGAAAUAAAAGUGGCCAGAUCAGAAACAAAUACUUACAACCUGAAUAGCCUGUGCUUAAGAAAGGCAAAAGUUUUAUGGGAUUGACAGUGCACUGGACCAUAUUUUUUCCUUGAGUAAGGACAUCCCCAUAACAUUUUUCUGCUAGUAAAAUUUUAAAGAAAAAAACCAUCAGUGUCAUUUAGAUACGGACAGUGUUGGCUAAGGCUCUUUGUUUACUAAUCUUUAAAAAACCCAGACUCACAAAUAUAUGCACAGAUUGCUUUUUUGGGGUUUUUUUGUUUUUUUUUUUUUCUAGAAUCAAGCUUUCAAAGCUUAUAUGCACUUAGUUUUGCUAAAGAUGUGCAGUCAGAGGUUACCCACCUGCACUUGAAGUGUAACUGCAGGCAGUAGUAGGCUGAAAACACAGGUAAGUUCAAAUGGAAAGUAGAUCUCAGAGAACUAAAUUAAUUGACUUCCAGUACAAAGAUACAAGGAAGAAGUUGUGUCUCCUACCUUCCCUUUUGGACAUAAAUUUUCAAGUAAUUUAGUAGCUUAAUUCGGUGUAGAGAAGUAGGUCCCCUCUGCAUCUGUAAAUGAGUGUGCAGUUUGCUUAUGGACUGGCAGUACUUUCAGACAUUGUUCUACCAGAAUGGAUUUCAGUCUUUGGCCACAAGAAAGCCCCCACAGCCCCAGCACAAGUAAUCCUGACUCUGAGGAGAGAGGAGGUGCAAAAAGUAAGUGUUUCCAGAUGAAUCAAACAAAACUCUGGCAUGCUGUAAGCAGAUGAAUACUGUACAAUGACAUUUCCCCAGCUUAAGGAUUUUUAGCUUGUGACUUUGAACGCUGUAUUUGCCUGGGACAACAGUGUUGGGAUAAUUUGGAGAGAAAGUUAAUGUAUUUCUAUUUGUGUUAACUCUAAAAAGAUUGCCUUCUCUGCAAUCCAGGGAAUCUUCUUGGCUCUUCUGCUGACACCUUUUCUCCUGGGCUGGUGCACGUGUGGCAGGAGGAUUGGUGCCUGCAGCCGCUCUCCCCUGGACUGGAGUUGUGUCUGGGCAGGUUAGCAGCUAGGGAACUGCCCAGAUCUAAGGACAGCAGGCCCACAUUCAUUUGUACCGGACCUGUGUAUUACCUGCCAACAUUUCUUUUGAACUAAAUCACAUGGUGAGGUGCUUAUGGCAGCACUUACCCUUGUGCGUGAACUCCACUCGGCAGAGUCUGUACUAGUUUGGCAUUUUUACAUCAUGUGGCUCUUGCAUUUUUGAUGUAGUAGCAGACAUUCUGAAAACAGCAUUAUUUUUCUGUGGAGCCAUGGCUUUCAUUACUUUCUUCCUCAUUCCUUUGGGUUUAUGUUUUCUGUGCUGCAAUUCCAAAAUGAGCUAUAGAGACCUGGAUACCCCAGCGAAAAGUAAGUGUUGUGUGUUUGUAUUUCUAAAUAAGUGUAAUGAAAUACUGUAAUAAUGGACUAUCAAAUAGCAAGUGCUUCAUUAUUUAUAUUAAGUCAUCUUUAGCCAUACCAAGAGGAAGAAAGUGAGCAUGACUGAACUGCUAAUGACCAUGACUUAAAACACUUAAGACUAUUAUUAUGCUUAAAUUCAGCCAAAGGAAAAGGAAACUGCUUUUAUGGAUCUCUAGUCAUCAUUAUCCUAAACAGAAUGAGCAGUGCUAGGGAAGAGAUAAAAAAAUACAUGUCUCCUUAAAUGCUAUUUUAAUUUCUUGGAAAAAUAAUUUUAAAAUGGCAAACUUCUAUAUUUUCUUAUGUUUCCAUAAAAUGUGGUCUCUUAAAUUGUCUCCAUCCCACAGUAGUGUCAGGUGCUUUCUAGAAGCAGAGGCACUAAGUGCCACGUUUUAAGUUCUUACGAUUUUGAGCGCUCUUCUUUUGCUUUCAGUUUUGGUGGAGGCAGUUUCAGUUUUGGUGAAGUUUAUAGUUGGAUGAGUUAAGUAGAUAAUUGUGUGGUAAAAACUGAAGUAAUGAAAUAACACAGGAUACCUCUUGUCUGCAGGCAAAUUAGAUCUUGGACCAUGAAGUCUGUUUCCAAGAGAGAAAAAAUGUCAGACGUACUACUUGCAUUCUUCUUUUCAUUAAUAAAACAUGCAAGUGUUUUACAUACAACAUUUCUCCAGUCUGUUCUGUUAUAGUGUUUUUUAGAUGAGGAAAUUUUGGCUAUUACCCUUCUUGAGAGUUUUGGGAUGUUCUGUAUUUGCAGAGUGUGUCAUGAAAAUAAGGAAUCACCAGAAAAUUUAUUUGAAUUCUAUAUUUUAAAAUAAAAUUACCUUGGGUUGACUUAAAAUCAAAUUAACUUGCUUAUCAGGGUGAAGAAACUUUAUUGCAGGAGUUAUUUCGAGACAACUUAAUUUAAAAUAAAUUGUUAUGCUUCAGCUUGCUUACUCUUUGUUAUUUUAAGCCAUUUGUAUAUAAAAUGUAUUGUGCGGCCUGUAAAUAAAAUACAUGAAAAUUGAAGUCUU
Zonotrichia leucophrys gambelii is the source of this 9430-nucleotide messenger RNA. RefSeq names its product cyclin dependent kinase 13 (gene CDK13). NCBI's taxonomy places the organism in Eukaryota, Metazoa, Chordata, Aves, Passeriformes, Passerellidae. The transcript has 14 exons. Gene Ontology annotation, molecular function: RNA polymerase II CTD heptapeptide repeat kinase activity; ATP binding; cyclin binding. Gene Ontology annotation, biological process: positive regulation of transcription elongation by RNA polymerase II; protein phosphorylation. Gene Ontology annotation, cellular component: nucleus; cyclin/CDK positive transcription elongation factor complex. The record is from RefSeq and is a predicted model, not a curated record. Bases 593 to 5179 code for a protein of 1528 amino acids.